AUGUGGACUUCCGGAAUGGAACGACUUGACGUUCCAAGGAACAUUUUGGAAUCACAGAGAAGUGUUAGCCCAAGCACAGCUUCGGAGUCAGGCGAAGAACAAGGCUCAGAAAUUCAGACAGCAAUUGAACCAUUUGAAUCAGUUCAGCGAAUGUCUCGCACGCUUUCACCGGCGUCGAUUUCUGUCUCCUCUGAAGAAAAUAAGGUCACGACAACAAGAAGCCAACUAAAGAUAAAAAAUCAUUGCAUUGCGCGAACCGAUAAUCAGUCAUUUAUUGCUUCAUUCCCGCUAAGCGGGGAAUCAACUCUUCAAGGAACACCAUGGGAAGAAGCUCUCUAUGGGAAGCGUCCUGGAAAAAAAAUUCAAAGAACUGACAAAGAGACGGAGAUUGUCGCUUUUUGGCGUCAGUUUUUUGGAUAG
Molecule: messenger RNA, 420 nt
Organism: Pocillopora meandrina
Lineage: Eukaryota; Metazoa; Cnidaria; Anthozoa; Scleractinia; Pocilloporidae
Source: the annotation of a GenBank genome assembly